GAGGAGAGGAGAGGAGAGGAGAACGCGAGGGCUGAGGCGGUGCGAGCGGCGGGAGCCCGGUGCGGGGAGCGGGCCAGAAGCUGUCUCCUGCAGAGCCUGAGGAUAGCUAAUGGCAUGAGACUAUGGAUUUGGAUGUCUCGAUGGAUACGUGGAACUUCUUCUAUACUUGCCUGGUGUCCUUCUGGCUGCACAGAUUCUACAUCUAUUCUGCUGUUGCUUUUGGGAUCAGCAUUUGGAUUGUUAUGCAGUUCACCACCAUCAAACUCAAGAAGAAAGUGACUGAACAUGCUGGAAUAUCCCAGGGGAAUCCUGCUGCUUCUGAAAGAGUAAAAGACAAGCUUGUAAAUGGAUGUGCCACCCUGCAGGCCAAGGAGGUCUAUGUUGCUGGGGUGAAGAUUUUCUAUGGGUCUCAGACUGGCACAGCAAAGAGAUUUGCCAAAGAUCUGGCUGAAGCAGUUACUUCCCUUCAUUUGCCUGUGGAAGCCAUUAGCAUGGGAGACUAUGAUCCAGAUGAUUGUUUAUCAGAGGAGACAACCAGCAGGAAUGUUUGCGUGUUCUUGGUGGCGACAUACACCGACGGGCAGCCCCCCGAGAGCGCCGCCUGGUUCUGCAAGUGGUUAGAGGAGGCUGCGAGCGACUUCCGCUUUGGGAAAACACAUCUGAGAGGCCUGAGAUACGCUGUGUUUGGCUUGGGAAACUCUGUCUAUGUUGAUCAGUACAACACAGUUGGAAGAAACAUUGACAGGUGGCUGUGGAUGCUCAGUGCCAGCCGCAUCAUGACGCGUGCCGAGGGCGACUGCAACGUGGCCCAGAGCAAGCACGGCAGCAUUGAGGCUGACUUUGAAGCCUGGAAAGCCAAGUUCCUCAGUCGACUCCAGGCCCUCUGCAGAGGGGAAAAGAAGCCCUGCAGUGAGAAGUGCAAGAAAGAGAAGUGCAAAUCUCUGGGGAAGCAGAGCAAGGAGAGCUCAGAUCAUGAACACAAGGCAUCAGAAUACAAGAAAACUGAGGCUGAGGAGUUGUUUGAAACCAGUAGUGAGGAGGAGGCUGAUGCUGAGGAGCAUGGUGGCACAAAUUCUGUUGUUGAUGUUGAAGAUCUCGGCAAUAUCAUGAGCCACAUGAAGAAAGCAAAGAGAGAACGUGAGCUUGAGGAAGGAGAUGCUGGAAUGAGCCUGACUGGAGAGAACAGUGGGAGGAAGGAGGAGAGUGAAAAGAGAGAAAUGAUAACCCCAGCUCUGAGAGAAGCACUCACAAAACAAGGCUACAGACUGAUCGGUGGCCAUUCUGGGGUGAAGCUCUGCCGCUGGACAAAGUCGAUGCUUCGAGGCCGAGGAGGCUGCUACAAGCACACGUUUUAUGGCAUUGAGAGCCACCGCUGCAUGGAGGCCACACCGAGCCUGGCCUGUGCCAACAAAUGUGUCUUCUGCUGGAGGCAUCACACCAAUCCAGUGGGCACAGAGUGGCGAUGGAAGAUGGACCAACCUGAAAUGAUCUUGCAGGAGGCUAUUGAGAACCAUCAGAAUAUGAUCAAGCAGUUCAAGGGUGUGUCGGGAGUGAAGGCAGAUCGCUUUGAGGAAGCCCUGGCAGUGAAGCACUGUGCCCUGUCCCUGGUGGGAGAGCCCAUCAUGUACCCUGACAUCAACCGCUUCGUGAAGCUCCUGCACCAGCACAGCAUCUCUAGUUUCCUGGUUACAAAUGCACAGUUCCCAGAUGAAAUUAGGAACCUUGUGCCAGUAACACAGCUGUAUGUCAGCGUGGAUGCCAGCACCAAAGAAAGCCUGAAGAGAAUUGAUCGUCCCCUCUUCAAGGAUUUCUGGCAGAGGUUUCUAGACAGUUUAAAGGCCUUGUCUGAAAAGCAACAGCGCACGGUGUAUAGGCUGACACUGGUGAAGGCUUGGAAUGUGGAUGAACUCAAAGCCUAUGCUGACCUGAUAUCCCUUGGGAAACCAGAUUUCAUCGAGGUCAAGGGUGUGACGUACUGCGGUGAAAGCUCAGCCAGCAGCCUGACCAUGGCCAAUGUCCCCUGGCAUGAGGAGGUGGUGGGCUUUGUCCAGGAGCUGGCCAGCCUCAUCCCUGACUACGAAAUUGCCUGUGAGCAUGAACACUCCAACUGUCUCCUGAUAGCUCACAAAAAGUUCAAGAUCAAGGGCGAGUGGUGCACGUGGAUCGACUACGAGCGCUUCCAGGAGCUGGCGCGAGAGCACGAGCGGAGCGGCGGCUCCAGAACCUUCACAGCGGCCGAUUACGCGGCCACAACCCCGCCCUGGGCACUCUUUGGGUCCAGGGAAAGGGGAUUUGACCCCGUGGACGUGAGAUAUCAGCGGAAAAACAGAGCCAGGGACAUCUCUGGGUGCUGAAGUCCCGGCUUCCUCACCCAUCCCCGGCCGGGCUGGCCCCUGAGCUUUGUUCUCCAUUUCUCCCCUAACACUGAUGGGUUUUUAAUCAAUUCACCUAGAUUUUCCUGACAUCUGAUGUUGAGAAAGAAGGUAAAGCCUUUAUUUAAGACAUCCCUCUUGUUUUUAAGGGCUUCCUGGCUGCAAAUAUUUGUGAUACUCCCUGCCUGAGGAUGUGUCCCAGAUGGUGCGUGGCAGCAAUUGAUGGGAACUGGCAGCGCUGAUGGGGCAGCGGCUGUGGCUUCCACACCACAGAGUGUUUGGAGUUGGCUGUGGAGGGAGGAAGCAUCCCUUUGACUUGUGUGCCCUGCUGUGGGGAGAGCCUGGCACGUGCUGGCACUCACCUUGGCGGCAAAAUGCUCUGAGUCCAUAAGGAUAUAAGCGCUCGGGGGAUUUGAGUGCCACAGGCUGAUCGGAUCUGUGCAGGUGGAACCGUGGAUGGAGCUGGAUCAAAGAGCCUGAGCACUGCUGGAAGUAUCCAGGAACAAAGACUCAUGCCAAACACUGCUGCCAAUUCCCAUCAGGACCCCAACCCCAAGAAGCUGAAGCUUGGGGAUGGUGGAAGUAACAGCCCCACUCUUGAUACCAUCUGCAGCUUCUGAUACCUCUCCAAGUGUUUUCCAACGAAGUGGGUUUGGCAGUGAAUAUUUUCCAAGUGGUUUUAUCCCACUCCCUCAGCAGCCCUAAACAACAGGUAGAAUUCUUCAGAGCCCUGUUGGACUCGUGCUGGUGCUGAGGAUGUGCUGUGGGGAGCCAGCAGGCCUGGGUGGCAGCAGGUGGCUUCCUUUGCCUCAGUCAGCCAAGUGGGCAGCCUGGCUGGUGGCUUGGGUGGAGGUGCUAAUCUGGUGUAAAUGAAAACUGAGGCCAGCUGAGAUCUCUUGUGUCAAGAAACCAACUCUUUAGUUUGGAGAGAUGAUGUUCAGACAGGAGAUCCAGCAUUGUGCCCUCACGUGCUGCUCUUGGAGACCCUGGGCCACACCUGAUGCUCCAGGUACUGUGGCCUGGCCAGAAAAUGCCAUUUAAAUACAAAGGGUGGUUGUUUUCAGUUGGGGAAAAUCCCCAUGUUUGGAGCCUACACGCUUUCUCUCUGUUCAUGCACAUCCCCAUGAGCUGCAGGCCCUGGUGAGCUGCAGAGGAUCUGGCUCCAGCCAGGCAGAGCCCUGGGGUCUGGCUGGGCCUUUGCUUACCCAAUGGCUGAACUAGGCUACGAGGCUUUUGCUUCCCAACUGGCUCCUGUGCCUCUGCCCAAGGCUUCCACCCCUUGGCAGCCCCCAAGGCAUGGGCAGUGCUGGCUGCCCUCCUCCCUGUGCCCAGACAGCCUUUCAGGGAGAGCAGGCAGAGGGCACUGGGGCUGUACUUGGGAACAGUUGCACUGGGCAUCCCUGGGGUUGGGGUUGUAACCCUUGGGUUUUAUUUUUCUCUCUCCCUCUGUUAUGUUUCUUUUCAUUACUUAUUAUUGUACAUCUUAAUUGUUGCUGUUAUAUUUUAUUUCAUCUUAGUUAGUAAACUGUUCUUA
Molecule: messenger RNA, 3906 nt
Organism: Colius striatus (speckled mousebird)
Lineage: Eukaryota; Metazoa; Chordata; Aves; Coliiformes; Coliidae
Gene: TYW1B
Product: tRNA-yW synthesizing protein 1 homolog B
Exons: 17
Coding region: 123-2354 (743 amino acids)
Biological process (GO): wybutosine biosynthetic process
Molecular function (GO): FMN binding; catalytic activity; 4 iron, 4 sulfur cluster binding
Source: RefSeq, a predicted model, not a curated record